GCACACACACACACCUCUCUGUCGAAGUCCGCACAAAUGUCCCUUACCGAGUCUUCUGCUAUUGAUAUCGCUAGGACUGCUUCUCUAGCAUCUCGAGGCUUGGCAACUUUAUCUGAUGCCGACCGCAAUGGGGCUUUGACAGCACUACAUGAUGCGUUGUUAAUGCAUAAGGAUUCUAUAUUGGAAGCAAAUGCGAAGGAUGUUGAGAUGGCGAGUCAGGCCGCUGCUAGUGGUAAUCUAAGCCAAAGUGUUCUUAAGAGACUUGACUUGUCACGACCGGGAAAAUACGAUGAUAUGCUGAAGGGCAUACUUGAUGUCCGGGAUUUGCAAGACCCGAUUGGACAUGUGACUCUGAGGACACUUCUUGAUGACGAUCUAGUGCUUGAAAGAGUGAGCUGUCCUAUAGGUGUCCUGUUGAUAAUCUUUGAGGCGCGCCCCGAAGUUAUUGCGAAUAUAGCCGCUUUAUCUAUUAAGUCGGGAAAUGCUGCAAUUCUCAAAGGCGGCAAGGAAUCUACGGAGUCUUUUGUUGCUAUCUCGCAGGUUAUUUCGGACGCCAUAUCGAGUACUCAGGUUCCCAAAUCGUCAGUGCAGCUUGUGAAAACGAGGGAUGUGAUUUCUUCCUUACUAGCCCAAGACUCAUUCAUCGAUCUUGUCAUACCUCGCGGGUCGAAUGACCUCGUUCGAUUCGUAAAGGACAACACAAAGAUCCCUGUUCUCGGACAUGCUGAUGGUCUUUGUUCCGCAUACCUUCAUUUUGAUGCAGAUCCGGAGGUCGCGGUUAAGGUCAUUGUGGACUCAAAGACCGACUAUCCAGCUGCAUGCAAUUCCCUAGAGACAUUACUUGUACACCAAGAUGCUCUUGAGACUAUGUUUCCUACUAUUGCAGAUGCCUUGUUCUCUAAGGGAGUGUCUCUUCGUUGUGACGCACCAGCUAGGGCCGCAUUAAUGAAGACCUUGCCGGCUGCACCGAGUCAUCUGCUCCAGGAUGCUAUCGAAUCGGAUUAUCGCACCGAGUUUUUGGAUCUCAUCCUCGCAGUGAAAACGAUAGCCUCAGCGCCAUCCGGGAGUUCGUCGGUUGAAGCCGCGGUCGCUCACAUCAACUCACACUCCUCUAAGCAUACUGAUAUCAUUUUGACAAGAUCAAAGGACAUUGCGGACAUUUUCAUGAAAGGUGUUGACAGCGCUGGUGUAUUCUGGAAUGCAUCAACAAGAUUCGCAGAUGGGAUGAGGUAUGGAUUUGGCACGGAGGUUGGCAUCAGCACAAAUAAAAUUCAUACCAGAGGACCUGUAGGGUUAGAUGGCUUAACCAUCUACAAGUAUCUGAUCCGGGGUGAUGGUCAUCGGGCAUGUGAUUAUUCUGAAGGAGGUAAAAGAUGGAAACAUCAAAGCCUACCACUUUAG
Messenger RNA from Aspergillus nomiae NRRL 13137, 1401 nucleotides. RefSeq names its product glutamate-5-semialdehyde dehydrogenase. The transcript has 3 exons. The record is from RefSeq and is a predicted model, not a curated record. Lineage: Eukaryota; Fungi; Ascomycota; Eurotiomycetes; Eurotiales; Aspergillaceae. Gene Ontology annotation, molecular function: glutamate-5-semialdehyde dehydrogenase (NADP+) activity; NADP binding. The annotation marks the transcript as partial.